GGUACUGCGCCUGCGCUCGCUUUUGUUGACGUGCGCGCGUGCUGUCGGCGGCUGCUCCAGGUGUGUGUGUGUUUGUGUGUGUUGGGGGGGGUGUUGUUCCCCUCGCGCUCGGCCAUGUCUCACGGGCACAGCCACGGCGGGGGCAGCUGUUGCCAUGACGACGACCACGAGGAGCCUCCUGAGCGGCGAGGCCAGGCCUGGGGCCUUUACCUGCGCAUCGACCGCGAGCGCCUGGAGUGCCUCAACGAGCGAAGGGAAGGCAGCGGGGCGCUCGUGUUCCGCCCCUGGGAAGACCGUGGGGAUAAGCAGAAGUUUGUAGAAAGUGAUGCUGAUGAAGAGCUCUUAUUUAAUAUUCCAUUUACAGGCAAUGUGAAAUUAAAAGGAAUAAUUGUGAUGGGAGAGGAUGACAAUACGCACCCCUCAGAAAUGCGACUGUUUAAGAAUAUUCCUCAUAUGUCCUUUGAUGAUACUGCCCGAGAACCAGAUCAGAUCUUCAGCCUGAAUCGUGACGUUUUAGGAGAACUGGAAUAUCCUACAAAAAUUGCUCGCUUCUCAAAUGUUUAUCAUCUCUCCAUCCACUUCUCCAAGAACUUUGGUGCUGAGACAACAAAAAUCUUUUACAUAGGCCUAAGGGGAGAAUGGACAGAACCUCAUCGACACGAAGUGACCAUCUGUAACUAUGAAGCAGCAGCAAACCCGGCCGAUCACAAACUUGAUCAGAUCACGCCACAGACACACUUCAUUUCCUAACUGGGAAGGCUUGUGCGAUGAAACUAAAAAGGAUGGUGGCUGUUACUCUUUUUGGAAUGUAUGCAUGUGGUUUUGGAAGCAUUUGUUAUCAAAUGCUUGGCAGAUAGGUACAGAAUUACACUGUUGCUAACUAAGAUCAAUUGUAAAAGUUGAUCUUAAAAUUAACUCUUCCUGCACUUCACCAUGACUCUCUUGGCAAUAUCUUCUUGGCCCAGAAUGUGUCUAAGAUGGUGAAUUUUUUGUUUAGUUGCUGCUACUGUUCUUGCUGGCAUACAUAAGAGGUGAGACUAUUGGGUGGUGGCACUAUCUCUAGGACUUCCUUCUGGCUUUUGAGUAUAGUUUUGAUAUACGAAGAUGAAAUGUUCCUGGUGGCAUCUUGGCUAAUUUCCAGUGUAUGUGAUUUCUCCAGCAUAAUAGUGGCUGGACUGUGCACCAAAGUGCUAUAGGCAUUGCCAUAAGCAUAAUUGAGUAGCUAUUUUGCUGAUGCAUAACAAUGUUAGUUGUCAGUUUAAAACCUAGAAAAUAAAAAGACCUAUGAAUUUAUCUUGUCUAAAAUGCAACCUUUUGUAAAUAAACAUGGCAAAGAA
Pantherophis guttatus is the source of this 1337-nucleotide messenger RNA. RefSeq names its product PITH domain containing 1 (gene PITHD1). The record is from RefSeq and is a predicted model, not a curated record. Gene Ontology annotation, cellular component: nucleus. Lineage: Eukaryota; Metazoa; Chordata; Lepidosauria; Squamata; Colubridae.